CGAUGUGCGCGGGGGGUGCCGGGAAUGUUUCUGGGGCACUAGCGGGCGAGGAGGGAGGUUGCGCUACUAGAGAUCGAAGCGCUCGCGCAGGCGGGCGAUAGCGAGUGAGCGGAGCCGGCCUAGAUGUGAAUUACUGCAAUGAGUAAACGUAAGUCAAAAGAGACUAGCUCUGCAAAUGAAGAAUGCAUCUCGCAGGUACAAAGAAUUUUUCGUGAAAGAUUUUGUCACCAGUGUCCUAGUGGAAAACUAUUUGGGCUUGAACUUCAGUACAAACACCUGCUGGAGCUGCUGAAACGAACUACUAUCCAUGGAGAAAGUAAUUCUGCACUCAUUAUUGGACCUCGGGGAUCAGGAAAGACUAUGUUAUUAAAUCAUGUCUUGAAAGAGCUCAUGGAAAUAAAGGAAGUAAGAGAGAACCUCUUGCAAGUUCAUCUAAAUGGGCUCCUACAAACAAAUGAUAAAAUAGCUCUCAAGGAGAUCACGAGACAGCUACAAAUGGAAAAUGUGGUAGGCGACAAAGUUUUUAACCCAGAUACACCCCAGCCCAGACACCUGCACUGCUUACCCUCUCCCAGAGCCCAGCUGUUGGGGGAGGGCCCAGUCCAGACACUUGGAUACAUGUUCUACCCUCCCAAAAUCCAGGGAUUGAGAGUGGGAAACAUCUUGAUGCUGGGUCUGGAUUCAUGUGCCUCCUUCUUUCAGGGCAGCUUUGCCGAAAACCUUUCAUUUCUUCUUGAAGCUUUAAAGAAAGGUGACCGAGAGAACAGUUGUCCAGUGCUGUUUAUACUGGAUGAAUUUGACCUCUUUGUUCAUCAUAAAAACCAGACAUUACUGUAUAACCUCUUUGAUAUAUCCCAAUCAGCACAGACUCCAGUAACUAUUAUUGGACUUACAUGUAGACAAGAUAUUUUGGAACUCUUGGAAAAGAGAGUAAAGUCAAGGUUCUCCCACCGACAGAUAUAUUUGAUGAAUUCGUUUGAUUUUAAACAAUAUCUAAAAAUAUUUAAAGAGCAGCUAUAUCUACCUGCAGAGUUUUCAGACAAGACUUUCACACAGAAAUGGAAUAAGAAUGUUCAGUCUCUUUCAGAAGAUAAAACUGUGCAAGAUGUGCUACGAAAUCAUUUCCACUGCAGCAAGGACCUGCGAUCACUUCACAUGCUUUUGAUGCUUGCUUUAAGUAGCAUAACAGUAUCUCAUCCAUUUAUGACUGGAGCAGAUCUUCUUGAAGCAAGCAAGUUGUGCAGAAUGGACUCAAAAGCGAACAUCGUACAUGGUUUAUCUGUGCUGGAAAUCUGCUUAAUCAUAGCUAUGAAACACUUAAAUGAUGUUUAUGAAGGAGAACCAUUUAAUUUUCAAAUGGUCUAUAAUGAAUUUCAGAAGUUCAUACAACGGAAAGCACAUUCCAUGUACAACUUUGAGAAACCUGUUGUUAUGAAGGCGUUUGAACAUUUACUACAACUAGAGUUAAUAAAACCAGUAGAUGGACCAUCUGUGCGUGCCCAGAGAGAAUAUCAACUAAUGAAGCUGCUUUUGGACAAUAGUCAAAUCAUGGACGCUUUGCAGGUGUAUCCAAACUGCCCAACAGAUGUGAAACAGUGGGCAACAUCCUCACUGAGUUGGUUGUGAACUUUCUGAAGCUUAUUAAAGCACAUCAGCGUGAAAUACAGUAAGUUGAUUGUAUUCUGAGUAUCAUGCACUGAAAUUAUUCUCUGAAAGUUAUACAGAAUUUUUUUAAAUAUAGCAUCCGUGUCAAAUAUUUCAUUGUACUGAAAAUAAACUUGAAUGGGAUGUUUACAAUGUGUGGGUAGUCUAAACGAGGGCUGUUAAAUAUUGGUUAAUUGAAUAGUCUAUUAACCUCAUGAAGUCGUAUUGGUUACUUGACUGUUCUAUAGUCCUCAGCCGUGAGGCCAGGAGCGAGUGUGCUCUGGCUCCACCCUUGAGGAACCCCCUGCCACUCCCAUGCUGCUGUCUGAUACAAGAGGGGAUGUCAAGCAGCAGUGUGGAUGCCAGCUCCCCUCGCAGACUAGCUGCUUGUCACCCCAUGCUGUAGCCUUCGAUAGAGGCAGUAGCCCCUGUUAGGGUGGAGGGAGAGGUUUGCAGGUCUGAGCUGCGGGACCUGGCACAAGCUAGAAUUGAACUGGGCUGGCUGUCUGCUUGGCUGCUAAUACACUUUAAUUGCAGAACCAUAGCAGGGAGGUCCCAGACCCAGUGCAAGUCAGGACUGAGCUGGGCUGCUGGCCAGCCUGCUAAAAAAAACUUAGUGGCAAGAGUGGAGUGGAAGGGGAGAAAGUAUGCAGUCUCUACCAUUAACUGUUAAGCUUUUGCUUAUCAGUUAAUGGACUAUACUAUUUCAUCCCUAGUCUAAACACCAGUAGCAGAUUAGAUUCUUUUCCUAGCCUUCAGUUAAAAAUACUUUCUGGUUAAUUGCCAUAGUUCAGUUGGGUUUAGGUUUUCUUCAGGUAGGUCAAGGAUCUACAGCCACCUUCAGCCAGAUCCCCACCUGACUCAGAACCCCCUUCUGAACCUGCUAGGCCAAAUUGCCUGUCCACACCUUGGGUGCCUGGCCUGGAGAUGUAGGGCCUCAGGCUGUUGAGUCAAGCCCAACCCUAGCCCUCAGUGUCAGGGUGAAGUGCAGACUAACCACCAAAUUCGUGGGGGAAGAGGGCAGCAGGUUGAUCUAACAUUUGUGCAGUCAGUGGCUUAUACUCCCCACACUGAUGCUUGAGCCUUUAUUUGGCAAAAUUUGCAGAAUCUUAAGUGUGCAAAACAUUUUUUGGCACAGAAUUCCCUCAGGAGCUGUGUUCCCUAUAGUUGUGCCCCUGGUGGAGAGAUUGUCAUGCUUCCCAGUUUCAUACCAGAACAUGCACAACCAAAAGCAUGUGUUCACGUGUUCUUUCCUCCUCUUCUUCCCCUUCCCGUCUCCUCCGAGGAAUCCACCCAGGGGAAGAUCAGCUGUUGACAGCCAGUCAGGUACUGCAUCUCCCAAACCAGCUCUGCAGUUUAUAUACUUUUAUCUCCACAGUCAUGGUGAAUUGUAGAUUAACUGUUUAGAAACAACCUGUGAGCAAAGCAAGGAACACACACGUUCCUUUUCAGUGCCUCAAAUACCCCAGCAGUCUCUCACUGCCUCCCAACUCAGACUUGUAUUAGUAACACUUUCAUACUUUCUGCAAUGCACAAAGUGUGAUGUUUUAGUGUUCUGACUGAUCUAGGUAUACUAUUUUUAUUUCUUUUACUUGUCCUGGCUGCACGUGUCAUUUUCAGAUAAAAACUGACCUUAAACAUGCUUGGAUCUAACAAGAAGCAUACAACCCAUGCACAUUUUUGUAUGUCUAAUCGACUUAAGACCACAGUGACACAUCCCAGCUUAAGUUAUUAAACAGUCAUACCCUUUAACCCUAUUAGGAGGCAUGAGGCUUGAAGAUGGUUUGUGGUUCAUAGGUACAAAGGCUCCAGUCCAGUAACCACCAGAAUGAUCAUUUAACCUCAGUAAGAACAUUUUCAAUUUGAACAAUAGUAAUUUAUCUAUUCUAAGACAGACUUAGUUAUUCCCUUACAAAGAACUUCAAUUUCUGUUAUUAAACUCCUGCCAAAACUAUGGAAUCUACUCUAUCAGUGACUAUAGUGCACCAGUUCUUAAUUAUCAGCUCUGUAAUUUUCUGAAAAGCAGGGAUGGGCAUAAUCUAACAAAACCAGAAAAGCUGGUACAACUGGCUUCCAUAUAAAGUUGCCAGAAAAGGGAAAUAGUGAUAAAUAGUCCAAGUAGCACAUAAGACAUUUACCUUUUCUGGCUGUUUUUCCAUGGUUGAGGUUGAUGGAGUGGGAUACCAAAAGUUGCCUCCAAACAAAUCCACAGUAGGGGGUAAUAAAACCCAAAUUUGUGGACAGAAGCGUUAUUUCAAAGGAUACUGAAAGUGACUAGUAAAAUGCUUUCACUAUUUCGGCUGACCUACAGUUCUUGGGUUCAGUUCUGAAUCUCCACUCUUCUUAUUUAUAGGGAGAGGGAAGGGAGUGUCUCCCAGUCUUUUGCAGCUGUUUGGUUAACAAAUACCCUGCUGAAAACUGAACUGAAUUCUGCCUCCUAGUAAGUAAUGCAGGGAAACAUUUACCUUCUAUGUCAAAUGCAAGAAAUAUCAAUUAGCCUCUACUCUGCUUCUCAAUUGUAAUGCUAUAAAUAUGGCCGGGGGGAGGAAGAGGGAGAAGGGGUCCUCUCUAAGCUUUUCCUGUGCAAGGUCUCUGGAGAUCAAGUGUCACAGCACAAAAUGCACCUAGAUUCCAAGCCCCAAGAGAAGGUAUGAAAAGUUGAAAAAAGGCAUAUGCAAGUAAUACAGUAGUCACUUAAUUUUUAUUUAACUUUUGGGGGUAGGAGCAGAAAGAGCAUACAUUUUUAUUUAUACAAUAUUUAACAAUCACUUUUAUCCUGGGCUGGGGUUUUGUUUUUGAUACUUGCAGAAAAAUAGCAAGUAUAAUUUGACAGUAGUACAACAACCUGUGCCCAAAACAGAUAAAUACAGAGUAAAGCUAAAAUAAUUGCUUACCAAUAUCUUGAGAGGUAACGAAUAAUAUUUAUGGACUGAGACUGCAUUAAAAAAAAAGUACUGCUGGUUGAAUAUCUGAGGUAAAUGAUGUUCCAUCAAGGAUGCUACUUGUAUCAUUUUGCCCAUAAACCUGCAUAUAGCUUUCUGUACUUUGUACCAAAUGUUCCUAAUAAAAAUAAAUGCAUUGAAAAGGUUGAGAAGAGAAAUCAAGAAAUAUUCACUUCUGUUUGUUUACAUUUUAGCUGGCACUCCAAAACUCUUAAAGCUACUCUACAUGAAUUUUGCUAUUUCAAAUAGAAGGUACAAAGUGGUCAAUUUCCAUCCUGAUUUAUAGUUUCAAAACACCACCAUGAAUGACAACGCUAGUUCAGGAACUUCAAGAAUUGAGACACAAGUCUCAUCUGAAAUGCUAAGGUACAUGUAGUAGUAGGUGUACAAAGAGGAGUCAUGCAUCAUGGUAUAUAAAAAUUUCCUAGUAUCUAACAUGAACUAAAAAAAGGCAGGGCUUGGACUUCAAGGAAAGCCAAAAGCUGGCCAAUCCAUCAGUCCUGUGGCAGUUAUACAGCGUUCAUUUAAAUAGACAGGCAAAGCCAACAAGUUGGAAGUGAGAGCCAAGGGACUGACUUUUCUUCACAAGCCAAAAUACAGUGAACCACCGGAAUAGACCAUAUAUGUACAUACACACACCACCACACAUGCUGUAAGUACGAAGAGGGACAAUGGUCACUACUUCUGCUAGUAAGUAAUGCCAGAAUAUUUUCACUAGCUUAGUUCUUAUUUUUUCUUAUCCUCAUUCAUGAAUCUGGCUCAAACAUUUUAACUUGCACAUCAGCAAUAUUUACUGUACUAUAAAA
Molecule: messenger RNA, 5392 nt
Organism: Pelodiscus sinensis (Chinese soft-shelled turtle)
Lineage: Eukaryota; Metazoa; Chordata; Testudines; Trionychidae
Source: RefSeq, a predicted model, not a curated record